AUGAACGUCGUGUCUGAGCUUCGGCCCUACGCAAGCAGUGCCGUCCAGAGCCUUUGGCGACACCGUCCCCGCAUCGCUACCGUGCAAGAGAUGCUGCAGGACAAGAGGCAAUGGCUGUGGCAACGGUGGCAGCACAAGUUGAACACGCGCGAGGCGUCGGUGGCGCUGCUGCCUCCUCAUCCCCAUAGCGUCUCGCCCCCUCUCCACGCGGCCUCAACCACCGAGAGCUUGGGCGACAUCAAGACCCAUCUGCAGCUGCUGCACGCCGCUCUGGACGAUCUCCAGCAGAAAGGAGAGCGGUGGGACGACAACGUGGGCCGUCUGCAAGGAGCUCUACGAGACGUCCGAACGUGUUGCAGUGCAGCGCGAGAUCGGUGCACGGCGUGCGCACGGCCGCCGCCGGUGGCCCCGUCGGGGCGACAAUCGUGCAACAUCCAGUCCAAGCGCGCAGUCGCGCGACGCGGCGCGUGUCCGAACACGUUGUUGCUGCUGCACGUGGAUCGACUCGACGUGCCAAUGGACGUGGCCAAACUGCCGACUGCUGUACAAGACUGCAGCGCUGCGCUCUUGGACCGACUUGUCAAAGCUGUGGACGACGGCAGCUCACUGAGCUCCUCCUCAAGCAAGCGACAACUACAUGUGCCUCAGGUGCCGUCCGAUAUCAAUCGUUUCGACUCGGAGGGCCCAGGGAAGCAAGUGCAACUGGAAGUGCAAGACGGCUUGAACGCCCUCCAGCCACAAACAAAGAUGGGACACAGCAUUGCCCGCAUGUAUCAAGUGCUCGCUCGAGACGACUGA
Messenger RNA from Hyaloperonospora brassicae, 798 nucleotides. Lineage: Eukaryota; Oomycota; Peronosporomycetes; Peronosporales; Peronosporaceae. The record is from the annotation of a GenBank genome assembly.